AUUGAACACCGACAGACUCACUGAGCGGAGGAAAGAAACUCCACGCGUUAAGAUCGACAUCACAAGGGCAUCAAAUCCUCUGCGGGAAACUGAGUAAAACGUUUCACCAGCGCCGAAAACACAGACGCUCUGUUAGAUUGAGGGAGAUACACAACAGCGACUGACGUGCACUCUCCUGAGCUGAAUGAAGGCGGUGCAAUGGAGGAAUAAGUGAAGGACUGUGAAAUAAGAGCGGCGAAAGAAUGAAGACAACUGGAAAGCGAACACGUCUUGUCAUCAGCUGUUGUUGUUUCAAUUAAUACAUCCCAAUCGGACAGCAUGAUCGACAGGAGCCUGCAAAUAUUGGUGUUCCUCUGUUUUUUAAGAGGAGCCUAUGCGACGAAGAUCAUUCGGAGAAGGGGAGUGAGCUCGACUCACGUUCAGCAUAUAGCAAAUGGAGUCACUGACCAAUGGGAUACAAGUUUGGAGAGGAACGUAAACGCAAUGGCAAGACUCAAAGAACUGAUUGGUCCGGAAGAAGAAAAAGAGCGGAUCUCAGCUCACCAGAGCCAUGGAGCUUCUCCGGUGUUCACCAAGGAAAGCUUUGUUGGUUUUAAUUCCAAACCACCUGCACAAAUAAAUGAAGACAUGGAUCAAUUGGAUAUAAAAGUAGUACAAGCGCCUAUUGAUGACAUUUUAGAGUUAAAAAGGAGCAGGAAUUACACAAAGAAAGGUGCAAGGGUUGACAAAUGGAUCCCGGUGCACCACAGGACAACCUCUGGCUUGCAUUUCAACAGAACCAGAAUCAAAAUCCCUUCAAGAUCCAGAUCGACUUCAAAUGUUGCCGUUCACACUACAGUGGGAACAAAGGUAGUCACUCCAGAUUCACCUCGGAAACUGAAUCUGACCGGAAGCCUGUUAAAAGUGAUAUCCAAAGAAAACCUUGUGCGUAUUGUGAAUUCCCAGCUUCAGAGUGUGCCAGGUCUGAAUAUCCCAGGUAAAAUGGGUCACAGCAGAAAAAGAGAUUUGAUCAAUAUGGAUCACAGUCAGAUGGAUGCGCUCAAAAUGAAAAAACAAGACCAUGCAGGCAAUCCUGAACUUUCUAAGCCAGACAACCAGACUGCAGAGCUACGUUUAAGCUCUUUCACUAAUGCCAGUCUAAAUCCAGAACAGACCGUUCACACGCUCUUUAAACAAUUCGGCGGGUUCAGUAUGGAUCUAAAUGAGGAGGACAGAAAAGCAGAGGUGAAAAGUGCAGCAGGCACCGCGUCCUGGAAGUACAAACACUUCACGACUCACGUAGCUUCAACUCCCCAAAGCGAGAUCAUGACCAGCACCGAGACCAAUCCGCUAGCUGGUCAAAGUGAUACGGGCAUAUCACACACUCCGUCUCAGCUUGACUCGGGACAUCGACCUGACACUUUCAGCUCACUGACUGAAAGGAGUCUUGACGUUAAAGGGGAAUCAGAUCAGAGUGUUCAUAUGGCAGUCGGUGUCACUCAGAAUCCACAGAUUAAAAUUUCAGAGCCCAUUGACAGCAGUCACAUCCUAAAACUUCCACCCGAUCCGGAAUGGGGAAAGAAGGAGUUGGAGGAGAGCAGAGAGAUGACUGUUGAGUCUCACCCCAGUAGAGGUGGAAGGGGCCUUGUUUUUCAGGAAAUGGAAGAGGAUGAAGAUGAAGAUGAGGCGUGGAGUCAACCGAAAGGGGAAAUCUCUCGAUCUAGAAGUCGACGAAGUUGGAUCUGGAACCAGUUCUUUGUCAUUGAGGAGUAUGCAGGUCCGGAACCAGUCCUCAUCGGAAGACUUCACACUGACAUGGACAGAGGUGAUGGACGCACUAAGUACGUGCUGCGGGGCGAGGGGGCGGGGUCAGUGUUCGUGAUUGACGAGAAGACUGGCAACAUCCACGUAACCAAGCCCUUGGACCGGGAGGAGAAGGACGAAUACCGACUGAUUGCCACAGCAACAGACAGUCAGACAGAGCGAGCCCUGGAGCCCUCCUCCCAGUUCAUCAUUAGAGUGCAAGAUAUCAACGACAACCCACCUGUCUUCGAGGACGGACCCUACAGCGCCACAGUCCCCGAGAUGGCCAAUAUAGGGACGUCCAUCAUCCAGGUGACGGCUUCAGAUGCAGACGAUCCCACGUAUGGGAACAGCGCACGGCUGGUGUAUACCUUAGUUCAGGGACAGCCACACUUCUCUGUGGAUCCUCAGACAGGCAUCCUGCGCACUGCCGUUCCAGAUCUGGAUAGAGAAGCGCAGGAUCAGUAUCUGGUGGUUCUGCAAGCUAAAGACAUGGGUGGCCAUCUUGGCGGCCUGUCAGGAACGACUACGGUUACUGUACGAUUGACGGAUGUCAACGACAACCCUCCGCGCUUUGUGCAGAGUUCCUGGCUGUUCUCUGUGUCUGAGUUGGCAGUGCCAGGGGCGGAGGUGGGUCGGAUCUCAGCAACAGAUGCUGACUUGGGUGAGAACGCCAAACUGGAGUACACCAUACUAGACGGAGAAUCAGGAGACACCUUUAACAUCUCUGGGGCCAACCAGGAGGCCGUGAUCAUUCUAAACAAGGCAGUGGACUAUGAGAGCCGCAGCUCUUACUCUUUCUCAGUGGAGGUGUUGAACCCCAUCGUGGAUCCUCGAUUCCUUCGUCGUGGGCCAUUUAAGGACAGAGCCUCCAUUAGAGUAGCUGUGUUGGAUGCGGAUGAGCCUCCUCGAUUCUCACGCACUCGAUACCGCAUGGACGUGUCUGAAAACUGUCCACCGGCCUGCACAGUGGGCCGCAUCAGUGCUGUGGAUCCAGACACGGGGCUCACAAACAACAUCAGGUUCUCCAUCGAUCCUCAGUCUGACCCAGAAGCUCUGUUUCGCAUCACUCCAGACACAGGACUCAUCACUACAGUCACAGAGCUGGACCGUGAGCAUGAGCAGUGGCACAAUAUCACCAUCAUUGCCACACAGAGAGAUAACCCCAGCCAGGUGUCCAGAGUGGUGGUUGCAGUAGAAACGCUGGAUUUAAAUGACAACGCUCCAGAGCUGGACAGGCAAUACAGCACUGCAAUGUGCGACUCUGCUUCCACCGGACAGGUGGUGCAGGUGUUGCGGGCGAUUGAUAGAGACGAGGGGGGAAAUGACAGCGCCGUCCAUUUCAACAUCCCUCCGGACUCCAACGCUGCCCUCAACUUCAGCAUCAGGGAGAGUGGAGGCCCUACUGCUAGCUUGGUGCUGGCAUCACCUUUGCAGACUCUGUCUCGCUCUACUUCAUCCUCAAUCACCCUUUAUGUCCCGCUGGUAUUAAGAGAUGGGCUUUCUGGUUUGACCAGCACGGGGACGGUGACGGUGUCUGUGUGUCCAUGUCUGAGAGGAGGAGCACGGGCUGGAGAGAAGGAGAAGCAGAGUGAGGCGGAGUGGGACCGGGAGACGGUUUGUUUGCCCCAGCACUCCUCCUUACCCUCUCCUGGACUCAGUACUGCCGCCUUGCUGGCCAUUUUAGCCUGUGUGGCCACUCUUUUGGCUGUCAGUGCUCUGUCUUUGUCUCUGCGCCGGCAGAAACGGGACUCACUCUCACCUUUAGAAGAGGAUGAUGUUAGAGAGAACAUCAUCACAUAUGACGAUGAAGGCGGUGGUGAGGCGGACACGGCUGCGUUUGAUAUCACAGCUCUUCAGAGUGCCCCGCACAGCACACGCAGAGGGUAUCGCACGCUGGACAGCAGGAACAUACGUUAUUCACAACAUGUUCAGGAGAAGGCUCGAGCCUAUAGCAGCUGGGCUCAGGCUGGAGCUCUGGAUCCCGGGCAGUACGCCAGUCAAGGGGCUCCUCUAUAUGGGCGCUUCUGCUACAGCAGCCACACCCUGCCAGUGCUGCGCCGCUCACAGGGCCCCUACGAGCCUGGCUUAACCGAACUGGCCUACCGUCUCCCUGGGAAUCAACCGGACCACUCUCUAGUCAUUCAAAACCAGGCGGCAGUAGUCGGCCCUCUGGAGCCAGGAGCCAUUUACAUGCCAAACGCAGAGGCCGGUCUCAGCUCUAAAGAAGGGACAGUGUCUCAGGAUGGAGCAACCACAUCUGACGGAGGAACGCCAAGGAAAAACGAGCCAAAGGACGACGUAAGCAGUGAUGCCCAGCAGAGUCAGAGCCAAGGCCAGGAUCUGGAUUGGGUCCAGCCGGACAUGGGCCCUCGUGACAGAGAGCUGGUUUUGACCCGUUCUGGCUCGAUCGCUGGGCCAGGCACAACCAGCGGGUGGGUAUGCGACUCCGCCACGCUCCCCAGAGCAGGACGCCACUCCUCACGGGGCAGUAUAUCCAUAAAUAGGACCACCGCUCCACCUUCUGAGUCUAACCACAAUGGGUUGGCAGACACAGCUAACGGGAGCAACGAAAUGCAGUCUGUCAGUGCCAAUUACGCAACCAUCCUCCAGGGGGAGCAACAGAGGGACUACCCGGGAACUUUGGGACGGGGCGGGCUGGAGAUGGGCAGUGGGUUCGUGGUGGGCCGACCAGAGAGAGAAGCCAGCAUUCCACUAAGCACUGGGAUGUAUCCAGAAGGUGGCGGGUUCAUAGGAGACUGGCACGAAAGGGUGGGGAUAACUGGGUAUCCAUUAGGAAGGAGGGAUAUGACGCCUCAGCUCCUUCCAUAUCCCGGUCAAGGCAGGGGGGCAUUUGGGAGCAUUUUAGGGUAUGGUGGAGCAUGGCCCUCAGCACCUGAUGCAUCAGGAAGAGGAGCACCAGUCGGAGGAGCCCAAUCUCUUGCCCUAAGGGUUGGCGAGUUCCUGCGUUUGCGAUUGGCGCAGGUGACCUUUGAUCCCUCCCAGCCACCAUACGACUCAGUGCAGGUGUACGGGCUAGAGGGCACAGGCUCCCGCGCCGGGUCUCUCAGCUCCCUGGACAGCGAGGGUGGCAAAGAUGCCGAGAAAGACGUCUGGGGAGCAGGUCUAGAAGAUUGGGGCCCACAGUUCCAGAAAUUAGCCCAGCUUUUUAGGGAAAGGGAGAAGGAGAGUGGAGAAGAUAAAGAAGGAGAUGUGGAGGCCAGCAAAAAGCACAAGGAAAGCGAAUGGGAAGAGAAAGACGAGCAGUCUGGAGACGAGGAGCAGGCCAAUGUCUGAGAGAAAGAGAAAGAGAGCAGGAGAGGGGCUGGGUGGGACAGUGAUUAAAAGGAAACAAGAGCCGGAAUAAUGAAAAGUGAAGGCUAAGGAGGGAGAGACGAAGAGGAAAGGUAAUAAGGGAAGACAAGGAAAAAUGAACAGAGAGAGCAAAGGCAGUGGAGAGAGUGAUUGAUGCAAUUUGAAGCAAUAAGUGCGGAAAAGCUGAAGUGUGAGCACAGUGUUUCUUUAGCCAGCAUUUAACAUUCCUUGAGUGUGUUUGGCGGUGAGCGAAAAACAAAGUUCACUGUAUACCAGAUUACAUUUAAUUACGACAGAAAAAGAGAGAAAUUUGAACUUUUGGAUAGUUGUGACGAGCUAGACAAUGGUGCCACAUGGGGAGGAGUGAGAAACGCUAGGCCGGAAUAACACAGAUGAAAAGCUACGGCAACACAUGAGGGAGUUGGGAAAUUAAUAUUUGUACAGAAAUUGUUUAUACAUUCACAAAAGCAAGAGAACUGAAUUAUUCAAAAGAACGCACUGAAUAUUACAGUAAAGUCCUGAAUAAGUGUCUGCACAAAGAUUCUUGGUGUUUACACAUACACACAGACAAAACAAACACACACCAGUUUUAAACCCUGCUUGGAAAUUCUGCUUCGCGGAUGUCUACUUGUCAGGGUUCAAAAUGACUCACAUAUUUUGCCAAGAACAGAUUGUAUACAAAGUUGUCCAAGAAAAGAAAAAAAGUCACAAAAUUCAAAUGUAGUGAUGCUAAAAUUGUGCAAAGCAUAUGCACAAUCAUUGUCAAAAAAAAUCCCACAUACAAAACAGAAGGUGAUUUAUGAGAGCUGACAAAUCUGCUUCAGCUAGAAUGCACUUUUAUACAUGAUGUUCGAAAUAGAUUACAAACGUUGUUGUUGUUUUUUUAUUGGAAAGAAAUCAAAAUAUAUAUAUAAAAAAAGCUGUUCUAUGUAAAUGCAUUUAAAUGUAAAUAUCACUGGAUGCCAUUGUGAAAAAGUGACAACAGUACUGUAGUCUGUAAGUAACAAAAAAUAAUAAUAGAAUAAUGCAAUGAAAACGGAGGACAAUAUUCUAUAUUAUUCCACAGCCACACGGCCACUGGAUUAGACUGGAAGAGACUAGAUUGACUGAUGCAGAUUAAUAUCUGCCAGUACAAUGUCGGAUUCAGAUGUGUCACUCUGCCCAAAUGGAACUUUUUAUUUUUUUGGAUUGAAGGCAAAAGCUCUAAAUAAAUGUAUGUGAAGUCCUUUUUUUGGUUGAGCACACAUUUUGCUCAUGGACUCAUUUGACUGGACUGAGCCACUAUACACUAAUACCAGGGGGCAUCAUGCAGUACAAACUCACACCUUAUCAAACAGCCCAACAGAUGCCAUGCUCUGUCAGAAAUAUGAGCCUAAAGUGAUUAUAACUGAUCAAUGUCACUACUGAUGCAUUGUAAAGGGUAUAUUUACAGAAUGGCAACCCCCCCACCCCACCCCUGGAGUGUAUUAGAUCAAACACUGUGUCUGCACUGGUUGAGAGUGGUGCGAUGUAUUUGACAAAACCAAAAAGAGUCGCUGCAUUUAUAUGGGCACUUUUUGCUUCUUUUUAUGUCUGAUCAAAGAUUCCAGACAGUGUUAAUGACAAUGAUAACAUGAUUAAACCAGCAGGUAAGCUGUAUGUUUAUGUAGUGUGUGAAUGUGGAUUAACAAAUUUGAAGCUGGAUUUGAUCUUUUGAAAUUAUUACAUAAAUAUACAGAUUACAUGCUGGUUUAUGAUGCACAUACUACUGCUUUUUUCUUCGAUUUUAAAAAAGCAUACCAAGCAUUGACUGAUGGGACAACAUUGUUCUAUUCCAACGUCAUUGCAGAUUUUUUUACAGAUUUAAACUUCCCCUAACAAUCCCCAAUUUGUGCAGUUCAUUCUGAUUGAAGUAGUUACAAGUGAUUUUUAAAAUUAUUAUUCAGGGCUGCAAGUCCAAUUACAAACUAAUUAUUUUAAUCCAUGUAAACCCAGCUAGUGAUAUGGUCUAAAGUGGAUUCCGUGUAACCGUUAAUUCCAAAAACAGUACCAAUAGAUGUGAUUUUUUUUUUGCUUUAACUCUUCAGUAUCGCCAUCCCUGCGGACCAGUGUAGACAUGGUGUUACUCUUUUAAAGAUUAGUUCACCCAAAAAUAAUUAAUCACCCUUAUGUCAUUCCAAUCUCCUGAGAUCUUGGUUCAUCUUCACAAAUGACGAUAUUUUAGAUUAAGUCUGAGAUCUCUCUGGUCCUCCUUUGACAGCAAGGUUCAUAAGAUGUGGGACUAAACUGUAGUCAUACCAAGCUCCAAGAACACUUUUGUGGCUUAGUUUGCCGAGGCUUUGUUUUCUCCUUUGGUCGCAUCAAGUUCUGGUGCAUGUUUACUAUAUCCCCUUUCACACAGUGAUUACUGUAAAUAUCCGGCAAAUUUCCGGAAUGACUUUACCGAUAAAUUCAAAUUAGCGCUGUUCACACAGGCAAGGACGUUUUUUUUGGAAAAGGCCAUUCACCCAUCCAUUCCAAAAUACCAGUAAAUUCUGACAUCAUUAAUCAGAAAUGAGCUCUAAACGACUGCGCUAGUAUUUGUAAACAUAGACGCGGUCAGGCUUUUGUUGAUGGUUUCACUUUUAUUUAAAACUUUAGCAUUUAUGCAGCUGCUUUUGUCCCAUCCAAAGGCAGAAGCGCGAACCAAAGCUAAAUGUCGACACAUUUGACUAUAUUACAAUCUCUGAGGAUGGAUAAGUAUCGUGAACAACUUUGAUGAAAACAUAUGGAGGAACACUUUUGCAUGUCGAGAUGUUCAUAAUAUGUGUGUGUGCGGGCACUCACUGGAGCACUUCUUCACGUGCACACAGAGCUUAAAGGUAAACUAACAGUGGUUUAUCAUAAACAUUUUAUCAAUAAUUUUUCACACAGUUGCCAUUAAGAAGUAACAUAGAAACGUUAUCUGAUUAACAUCUAGCAGCUAAAUGGGUCUGGAAAAACAUUCAAAGGCUUUUAUUUUCAUAAACAGCGCAGAUGUGAAUGCCUCUGAAUGUUCUGAUUUGUUAGAGUAGACGUCUCACGUCAGUGCGUUCUAAACGUGAACGGAAAGAGCGCAGAGAGCUCCAGGAUUUCAUCUUAACAUGUGCUAUAAAGAUGAAGAAAGGUCUCAGGGGAUUGGGACGACAUGAGUGUUGAGAAUUUAAAACUGAAUUUCCAUUUUUGGGUGAACUAAUCAUUUAGAGCAGUGUUUCUCAACCAUGUUCUUGGAGUACCACCAACACUGCAUUUUUUAGAUGUCUCCUUUGCCUGUCACGCUCAUUCAAGGGCUCCGUCCGAAACCGCCUACUACACAGUAGGUACUGCAUUUGAAUUUAAACGUACUACUCGGCUGUUAGAAAAGUACAUUCUAUACAGUAUGAAUGUGAGGAGUAUGAAUGGAAUUCGGACGUACUACAUCUGCCAUUUUUUCAUGGUCACAUGACCUACCUGCGUCAGUUGCGUCACUUCACUCCCAUUCAUAAAUUCUCUCAUGGGGCAUCAUGAGAUAGCGCAGCAGGCAUGGAAUGCGCACUUCAGAAUCUCGCCGGAAGUAGUAAGUCAUCCGGGUACUUCUCGCAUACUGAUUUUCGAAUUCUAUGAAUUCGGACAUACUACUCAGCUCGCAUACUGAUUUUAGCGUACUGUAUAGUAUGGAAGUAUACGGUUUCGGAUGCAGCCAAGGUGUUUCAGUCUCUGCUAAUGAGCUGAUGAUCUGAAUCAGGUGUGUAUGGUUAACGAGACAAGGAAAAAGUGCAGAGCUGGUGGUCCUCGAGGAACGUGGUUGAGAAACACUACUUUAGAGGAUUGAAUAAGUCCCAUGUUCAUUGCAUAUUUUCAGAUUUUUGAAGUCCACUGGGUGUGGAGUUCCUGUACUUCAUUCAUCCUGGUUUCUGCCUUCUUAUUGGACUGAAUUGUUGGUACUGAGAUGUCACGAUGGCGUGUACUAAAAAUGUAUUUAUUCUGUUGUACUUUUUCCUUUUCUUUUUUGUAAAUUUGAAUAAAGACAGUAUGUUUUGA
Molecule: messenger RNA, 9114 nt
Organism: Danio aesculapii
Lineage: Eukaryota; Metazoa; Chordata; Actinopteri; Cypriniformes; Danionidae
Gene: cdh24b
Exons: 14
Coding region: 319-5079 (1586 amino acids)
Biological process (GO): cell morphogenesis; adherens junction organization; homophilic cell-cell adhesion
Cellular component (GO): catenin complex; plasma membrane; adherens junction
Molecular function (GO): calcium ion binding; cadherin binding
Source: RefSeq, a predicted model, not a curated record